AUGGAGCAAAAUGGCCUUGACCACGACAGCAGAUCUAGCAUCGAUACGACUAUUAAUGACACUCAAAAGACUUUCCUAGAAUUUAGAUCGUAUACCCAAUUAAGUGAAAAACUGGCAUCUAGUUCUUCAUAUACGGCACCUCCCCUGAACGAAGAUGGUCCUAAAGGGGUAGCUUCUGCAGUGUCACAAGGCUCCGAAUCCGUAGUCUCAUGGACAACUUUAACACACGUAUAUUCCAUCCUGGGUGCUUAUGGAGGGCCCACGUGCUUGUAUCCGACAGCCACGUAUUUUUUGAUGGGCACUUCUAAAGGAUGCGUACUCAUUUUUAAUUAUAAUGAACAUUUGCAGACAAUCCUAGUGCCGACCUUAUCUGAGGACCCUUCUAUUCACUCAAUAAGAAGUCCAGUGAAAUCAAUUGUCAUAUGUUCCGAUGGUACUCAUGUAGCUGCCUCAUACGAGACCGGAAAUAUAUGCAUUUGGAACUUGAACGUAGGGUAUAGAGUGAAACCCACUUCUGAACCAACAAAUGGUAUGACCCCAACGCCUGCCUUACCGGCAGUCUUACACAUCGAUGACCAUGUGAACAAGGAAAUCACAGGGUUAGACUUUUUUGGUGCUCGGCAUACAGCCCUGAUUGUUAGUGAUAGGACAGGUAAAGUAUCACUCUAUAACGGUUACAGAAGAGGCUUUUGGCAGUUGGUGUAUAAUUCAAAAAAAAUUUUAGAUGUGAACUCUUCCAAGGAGAAAUUAAUAAGGUCAAAGUUGUCUCCACUAAUAUCACGGGAGAAAAUUUCCACUAAUUUGUUGAGUGUACUCACAACUACACAUUUUGCCCUUAUUUUAUUAUCGCCACACGUUUCUUUGAUGUUUCAAGAAACUGUUGAACCCUCAGUACAAAAUUCUCUAGUCGUGAAUAGCUCUAUUUCAUGGACUCAAAACUGUUCCAGGGUUGCUUAUUCCGUAAAUAAUAAAAUUUCUGUUAUUUCCAUAUCUUCAUCAGACUUCAAUGUUCAGUCCGCUAGCCAUUCUCCUGAAUUUGCAGAAUCUAUAUUAUCCAUUCAAUGGAUUGACCAGCUCCUACUUGGUGUUUUAACCAUAUCGCACCAAUUUUUGGUAUUGCACCCCCAACAUGACUUCAAGAUCCUGUUAAGAUUGGAUUUUCUGAUUCACGAUUUGAUGAUCCCACCUAAUAAAUAUUUUGUAAUAAGUAGAAGAAGUUUCUACCUGUUAACAAACUACUCAUUUAAAAUUGGCAAAUUUGUGUCUUGGUCAGAUAUUACUUUAAGACAUAUUUUGAAAGGCGACUACUUGGGUGCAUUGGAGUUCAUAGAAUCACUUUUGCAACCUUACUGUCCACUGGCAAACUUGUUGAAGCUAGAUAAUAAUACGGAAGAGAGGACUAAGCAACUUAUGGAACCAUUUUACAAUCUGUCCUUGGCUGCCCUAAGGUUUCUUAUAAAAAAAGAUAAUGCCGACUACAAUAGGGUUUACCAAUUAUUAAUGGUAGUUGUUCGUGUUUUGCAGCAAUCUUCCAAAAAACUAGACUCAAUUCCUUCUCUAGACGUCUUUUUGGAACAGGGUCUGGAGUUCUUUGAAUUGAAGGACAACGCGGUAUAUUUUGAAGUUGUAGCAAAUAUUGUUGCCCAAGGAUCAGUUACGUCAAUUUCCCCAGUUCUUUUCAGGUCCAUAAUUGAUUACUAUGCUAAGGAGGAGAAUUUAAAAGUAAUUGAAGACUUAAUCAUCAUGUUAAAUCCUACUACGCUUGAUGUUGAUCUUGCCGUCAAACUAUGCCAAAAGUAUAAUUUGUUCGAUUUAUUAAUAUAUAUUUGGAACAAGAUCUUUGAUGAUUAUCAAACCCCAGUGGUGGACUUGAUAUACAGGAUUUCUAACCAAAGUGAAAAAUGUGUGAUCUUCAAUGGUCCUCAAGUACCUCCUGAAACGACUAUAUUUGAUUACGUAACGUAUAUCCUUACUGGCAGGCAAUAUCCACAAAACUUGUCUAUAUCACCAAGUGAUAAAUGCUCCAAAAUACAAAGGGAACUUUCAGCAUUUAUUUUUAGUGGCUUCUCCAUAAAAUGGCCGUCGAACAGCAAUCAUAAACUUUACAUAUGCGAAAAUCCAGAAGAAGAGCCAGCAUUUCCUUACUUUCACCUUUUAUUGAAAUCGAAUCCGAGUAGGUUCUUAGCAAUGCUCAAUGAAGUGUUUGAAGCGUCCUUGUUUAACGAUGACAAUGACAUGGUUGCAUCAGUUGGAGAAGCAGAAUUGGUAAGUAGGCAAUAUGUUAUUGAUCUACUAUUGGAUGCUAUGAAAGAUACGGGAAAUUCAGACAACAUCAGGGUACUUGUUGCAAUUUUCAUUGCAACUAGUAUAUCAAAAUAUCCUCAAUUUAUUAAAGUGUCUAACCAAGCCCUCGACUGCGUUGUUAAUACCAUAUGCUCCUCUAGGGUUCAAGGUAUAUAUGAAAUUUCUCAAAUAGCUCUGGAGUCGCUUUUACCCUAUUAUCAUUCAAGAACAACAGAAAAUUUUAUACUGGAACUAAAAGAAAAAAAUUUCAAUAAAGUUCUUUUCCAUAUCUAUAAAAGUGAAAAUAAGUACGCCAGUGCGCUUUCACUUAUUUUAGAAACUAAGGACAUCGAAAAAGAAUAUAACACGGACAUUGUAUCCAUAACCGACUACAUACUCAAAAAAUGCCCACCUGGAAGUUUAGAAUGUGGCAAAGUUACUGAAGUUAUCGAGACGAACUUUGAUCUUCUUCUCUCAAGGAUCGGUAUCGAAAAAUGCGUCACAAUUUUUUCUGACUUUGACUAUAAUCUUCAUCAAGAAAUCCUGGAAGUAAAGAAUGAGGAGACUCAGCAAAAGUAUUUGGAUAAGCUUUUUUCUACGCCAAAUAUCAACAAUAAGGUCGAUAAGCGUUUAAGAAAUUUACACAUCGAAUUGAACUGUAAAUACAAGAGCAAAAGGGAAAUGAUUCUUUGGCUUAAUGGUACAGUUCUCAGCAACGCUGAGAGCUUACAAAUUCUGGACUUAUUGAAUCAAGACUCUAAUUUUGAAGCUGCAGCUAUAAUUCACGAACGCUUGGAAAGUUUUAACCUAGCAGUCAGGGAUUUAUUAAGUUUUAUUGAACAAUGUCUAAAUGAAGGGAAAACAAAUAUAUCUACUUUAUUGGAAUCUUUGAGGAGGGCCUUUGAUGAUUGUAAUUCUGCUGGUACCGAGAAAAAAUCGUGUUGGAUAUUAUUGAUUACAUUCCUGAUCACUCUAUAUGGGAAAUAUCCUUCACACGAUGAAAGGAAAGAUUUAUGUAAUAAACUACUUCAAGAAGCAUUUUUGGGAUUGGUUAGGUCCAAGAGUUCCUCUCAGAAGGAUUCAGGUGGGGAAUUCUGGGAAAUAAUGUCUUCUGUUCUUGAGCACCAAGACGUUAUUUUAAUGAAAGUUCAGGAUUUAAAGCAACUGCUACUGAAUGUUUUUAAUACUUAUAAAUUGGAAAGAUCUCUUUCUGAGUUGAUUCAAAAGAUUAUAGAGGAUUCUUCGCAAGAUCUUGUUCAACAGUAUAGAAAAUUUCUGAGUGAAGGGUGGUCUAUACACACCGACGACUGCGAAAUCUGCGGGAAAAAAAUAUGGGGAGCUGGUCUGGACCCAUUACUUUUUCUAGCUUGGGAAAAUGUACAGCGCCACCAAGAUAUGAUUAGUGUAGAUCUCAAAACUCCCCUUGUCAUAUUCAAAUGUCACCAUGGCUUUCACCAGACUUGCCUCGAAAACUUGGCCCAGAAACCCGAUGAAUAUUCUUGUUUAAUUUGCCAGACGGAAUCUAACCCAAAAAUAGUAUAA
Saccharomyces cerevisiae S288C is the source of this 3825-nucleotide messenger RNA. It is a transcript of the gene VPS8, whose product is annotated as CORVET complex membrane-binding subunit VPS8. Lineage: Eukaryota; Fungi; Ascomycota; Saccharomycetes; Saccharomycetales; Saccharomycetaceae. The transcript has a single exon. The record is from RefSeq and is marked reviewed. Gene Ontology annotation, cellular component: vesicle tethering complex; Golgi stack; endosome. Gene Ontology annotation, biological process: protein targeting to vacuole; vesicle-mediated transport; intracellular protein transport. Bases 1 to 3825 code for a protein of 1274 amino acids.